This is a messenger RNA of Oppiella nova, 825 nucleotides long. Lineage: Eukaryota; Metazoa; Arthropoda; Arachnida; Sarcoptiformes; Oppiidae. The record is from the annotation of a GenBank genome assembly.
CUCUAAUUGUGUUUUGAAAGUUUGAAUUCAUUUCGUAAAGCAUUUGAUUUGUCUGUAUAAUCGACUAAUUGCUAUGAAUUGUCAUCAUUUCAUUCAAAGACAAUAUGCCAUCAAAUCAUUCAUGUCUUGGUCUCAAACGAACACAUGUUUGAGUCGGUUAUUGUCCAGUUUGGCCACCAAUUCAAGUGAUGCCACUAACCAAUCGGUAUUUAUUAAAGCGAUUAUUGAUUUAAUUGAUAAAUGACUGAUCUAUUGGUUUGCAAAUUGGUUAAGAAGUCAUCGGAAGUGACCACAAGUGAGCCGACAGUACCGGAUAAGCUCUACAAGACGAUAGAGAUCGAGGCCCGCUGUGCCGACAGGGAAGUGCUUAACAGUUACGAAACAUUUGUAAAACUGACUGCAAAUGGUUUGGGGGUUACUAUCAGCCGGACUUGGGAACCGUUUCGUUACAUCUAUAGGCGAACUAUACUUCGGUCGGCAUUCGUGAAGAAGAAGUAUAGGGUUCAGUACGAAAUGAGGACUUAUUUCCGAAACGUUGAGUUCAAACACAUGACCGGAUCCACAGCAGACACUCUCCUCGAGUACAUCGAACGCAAUCUUCCCGAAGGAGUAGCUCUUAAGGUCUAUAAGACGGCGAUUGAACCGAUGCCCCAACACAUCACUCACACCACUCCUACGCCCGCUCUCGAGUCCACUCAACAAAACAUGACUUAAAUAGAAAUGUUUUCAUAAUUUAUACAAUUGUUUGGCCAUUGAUUUAGUCAUUGAUUUAGUUUUAGUUUAAUUUCAUAGCAUUUAUUGUAUUAAUAAAAGAUAAUUAGAGAC